UGAAAAGGGCAGACAGCAGACGCCAGGCACUUCCCUCCCCUGCUCCGAGCAGCCUAACUUGGAUUCUGCACAACUCCUGUCGCUCUGAGGAGUGAAUCAGCCCGCACAUGCGUGGACCAGACUGAGGGCUGCUGCUCAGAGCAAGGGCCGUGGCUCCCGGGCCGAGGAGCGAGAGGGCCGGCCCCCGUGCGAGCAGCCACCCGCUGACCCGCCGCCGGCCUGGCCCGAGCGCACCACUCAGGUUUUACUGGAGGACAGCCAGGGUCGACGUCACCGGUGUGCGCUCCAGGGUCACGUCCACACCACGGGCCAGAGUGAGGCCGUAGAGGACUCAGCAGUUAAGGCAGAGACCUAAGACCAGCUGGCUUUUCCUCAUCGAGCUGGAGCAGACGUCCCACCAGGAUAGACUCACUCCAGCUCUGGCCGCAGGCUACCUUCUACAUCCUGGUCCCAGGGAACUGAAGGAGAGAGGACAUGCUGCACCCAGAACAGUCCUGGAGCUGGCUGGCCGUGGCCAUCGGAGUGCUUCUCGCCGCGAAGCCCUCGGCUGGCAGAGAUUAUUUUGGCUCCCGUCCGAGCAUCCUUCUUCUGAUGGCGGACGAUCUCGGCAUUGGAGACGUCGGCUGCUACGGGAACACCACCAUAAGGACUCCGAACAUUGACCGCCUGGCCGAGGACGGAGUGGUGCUGAGGCAGCACCUCGCGGCCGCUUCCAUGUGCACCCCGAGCAGGGCUGCAUUCCUGACUGGGAGGUACCCUCUGCGCUCAGGUAUGGUUUCCAGCAACGGUUACCGUGUUCUUCAGUGGACGGGAGUCUCUGGGGGCCUUCCUGCAAAUGAGACGACUUUUGCAAAAAUAUUGCAAGAUAAAGGCUAUGCCACUGGACUCAUAGGAAAGUGGCACCUGGGGCUCAGCUGCGAGUCCGCCAUUUUCAGAAACAAGCAACGACCUUUCCUCCUCUUCGUGUCCUUCCUGCACGUUCACACGCCUCUGAUCACCACCGAGAACUUCCGAGGGAGGAGCCGCCACGGGCUGUACGGGGACAACGUGGAAGAGAUGGACUGGAUGGUGGGGCAGAUACUUGAUACUUUGGACGCAGAAGGACUGGCCAACAGCACCCUUGUUUACUUUACAUCGGAUCAUGGGGGGUCCUUAGAGGCUCAGUUUGAAAACCAGCAAUAUGGCGGCUGGAAUGGGAUAUAUAAAGGUGGCAAAGGCAUGGGCGGCUGGGAAGGCGGGAUCCGCGUCCCGGGGAUCUUCCGGUGGCCCGGGGUGCUGCCGGCCGGCCGAGUGGUCCACGAGCCCACCAGCCUGAUGGACAUCUUCCCCACCGUGGUCCGGCUGGGGGGCGGCCAGGUGCCCCAGGACAGGGUGAUCGACGGCCGGGACCUGCUGCCCUUGCUCCUGGGGACGGUCCAGCACUCGGAGCAGGAGUUCCUGAUGCAUUACUGCGAACAGUCUCUGCACGCAGCCCGGUGGCACCAACGGGACAGAGGAGCAGUGUGGAAAGUCCACUACAUGACCCCCGUAUUCCACCCGGACGGAGCCGGCGCCUGCUACGGGAGAGGGGUCUGCCCGUGUUCCGGGGAGAAAGUAGCCCAUCAUGACCCACCUUUGCUGUUUGACCUCUCGAGAGACCCUUCCGAGGCCCAUGCCCUCACGCCGGACACGGAGCCUUUGUUCCAUCAGGUGAUGGAGCGAGUCGCCCGGGCCGUGGAGGACCAUCGCCGGACGCUCAGCCCAGUUCUGCUGCAGCUGGACACGCCGGACAACACCUGGAAGCCAUGGCUCCAGCCCUGCUGUGGCCCGUUCCCCUUGUGGUGCGAUCGGGAGGCAGACCCAGGGUAACGCCCGCCCGGGGAAAGCUGGGUCCCCGGCCCCUGGAGCUCUUCACUGGCGUCACAAUAAAACAUCACUGUCAGGUCAAGUCAACUGCUUGUGCGGGGCUGAACAGUUCCCCCAGUUCUAAAGGGGAAGGGACGGGGAAGAAGUGGUAACACACAAUCACCACGAAAUAAAAUGCACCCUUCAGGGGCUGCUGCCUGGACCACCAAACUGGAGAAUAAACACUGCAGUUCUCCCUGCCACCUGGGGGAGGCUGCUCUGUCCCCAGAAAGA
Vicugna pacos (alpaca) is the source of this 2118-nucleotide messenger RNA. NCBI's taxonomy places the organism in Eukaryota, Metazoa, Chordata, Mammalia, Artiodactyla, Camelidae. The record is from RefSeq and is a predicted model, not a curated record.